GUAAUAGUUUAGUGACGAACAAAUCAGCAGGUUCUGGAGGAGCAUUUCUUGGGGAAAGAACUAAAAUGAUUCCGAUAAACUGUUGGCUGGGCAAAGAACGGAACCAAAGGCGUGUCCUGAUAUUGAACUUUCCUACAUGAAGCAAUUCAGAUUAAUGCUGUCCUCCAGCUUACAUAAGGGACAGAGGAAACGGGCCAAAAGGAUAUAUGAAGCAACAGAAAAAAGAACGAAGGAAACGGUAGCUCCCGAAAAAUAAUCUCAGGCGUGACUUCAGGACUUUGAGAAAGAUCCCAACCAAAACCUUCUGAGCUCAGCUUUGAAGGGACACCAUGGCUAGCCAAACCCAGGACUACACAGAAGCCCUAUACAACCAUAAGGAGGUCUUCUAUAGGUACCCCUUGAGGCUGGUCCAUGGAAUCCCCCUGAUGGAACCCAUCGCUCAACAGUGGGAUCCUAUUGAAAACUUCCAGGCACGGCCGGAUGAUCUCCUCAUCUCUACUUAUCCCAAAGCAGGUACCACAUGGAUGCAAGAAAUUGUCGACUUGGUCCUUGCCAGGGGUGAUGUGGAAAAAGCCCGUCGAGCCCCCACAUAUAUCCGGAUCCCAUUCCUAGAGAUCUGCUCCCCGCCCCCUGUGCCUUCAGGGAUUAGUUACCUGGUGGAUGCUCCAUCUCCUCGUGUGAUCAAAACCCACCUCCCCUUUCAACUUGUUCCUAAAAGUUUUUGGGAAAACAACUGCAAAGUGAUUUACGUGGCUCGUAAUGCCAAGGACAACGUGGUCUCUUAUUUCUUCUUUGACCAGAUGAAUGUGACACAGCCGGAACCGGGGCCAUGGGAAGGCUACAUUAAGAAAUUCAUGGAAGGCGAAGUUGCCUGGGGCUCAUGGUAUGAUCAUGUCCGACGAUACUGGGAUGAGAAAGAAAAACAUAAAAUCCUGUAUGUCUUCUAUGAAGAUAUGAAAGAGGACUUGGCCCAGGAGGUUCGCCGCGUGAUGAAAUUCCUUGAAGUCGACCUGUCUGAAGAAAUUGUUCAAAAGAUUGUCCAUCACACUUCAUUCCAAGUCAUGAAGGACAAUCCAAUGGCAAAUUACAGCUCUGUCCCUGACUGUAUCUUUGACAAGGCAAAAGGCAAAUUUAUGAGGAAAGGUGAAGUUGGAGACUGGAAGAAUUAUUUCACAGUGGCUCAAAGGGAGGCAUUUGAUGCAGAUUACCAGCUCAAGAUGAAAGGCACAACUUUACAUUUCCGGGAUGAAUUAAGCAGCGGUCUCCGGCCAUGAAGUCAGCUUUCACUUACGCAACCCCAUGAAUGAGAGACCUACAACAGAGCCUAUUAUUAACAGCCUUGCUCAGAUCUUUAAACUCAGAUCUCUGCCUUCCUUUAUAGAGUCAAUCCAUUUCUAAUAGCCUGCGGGUAACUGAGUUGUAAAUAAUACUACAGCAAUAAACAUUACUAUGACCUCCAUCAAACAUAAGGCAUUUAACCAAAGAACAGGAAAUGUUGUUUGGCACAAAGACCCAUACUACAGAUCAUGAAAUAUAUCUGGCUUCAAGGAAUAAA
This is a messenger RNA of Anolis sagrei ordinatus, 1555 nucleotides long. RefSeq names its product sulfotransferase 1B1-like. The record is from RefSeq and is a predicted model, not a curated record. Gene Ontology annotation, biological process: sulfation. Gene Ontology annotation, cellular component: cytoplasm. Gene Ontology annotation, molecular function: sulfotransferase activity. NCBI's taxonomy places the organism in Eukaryota, Metazoa, Chordata, Lepidosauria, Squamata, Anolidae.